AUGAUGGACGGACUGGACGACCACCCAGACCUCCUCUCCGAAGACCAAACCAAGGGGAGGUCAGAAACGGUUGAUUUGAAUACAGACACAUCACUUCUGGUUGAUAUAUCUGAUGCAUUAAGUGAAAGAGACAAAGUCAAGUUCACAGUUCAUACUAAGACUACAUUGCCAGAGUUUAGAGACAGUGAGUUCAAUGUUGUACGACAACAUGAAGAAUUUAAACUAGAAGCACGAGUAGCGUCUGAUGAAGAUCUUAAGUUAUCAGAUUUAAUGAGGUAUUACAUGAGAGAUUCACAGGCUGCUAAGGAUCUGUUAUUAAGAAGAACCAGGUGUUUAUCUAACUAUGAAAAUGCCAACAAAGCACUAGAGAAGGCAAGAGCUAAAAAUAAAGAUGUUCAACAAGCAGAGACAAAUCAACAAAGAGCUUGUGAAAGAUUUGAAAAGAUAUCUGAUACAGCUAAACAUGAACUAACAGACUUCCGGAUGAGACGCGUUGGUGCAUUUCGUAAACAUUUGGUGGAAUUAGCUGAGCUAGAACUUAAACAUGCUAAAGCCCAAAUGCAGUUACUUCGAACGUCCAUUGCCUCCCUUAAAGAAGAACAAUCUGACUAGCUUGAAACCAUAGAAACCAUCUUAGGUGCAUAAAGGAGGAUGUAUUUUAAAAUAUCUGUCAAAUAUAAAAAGAUAAUUUCUAUGUUUAUUAUUAGGUAUCUGUAAUAAUCACAUAAUGUUGAAUAUACUUCGAGUUGGUAAUAA
Saccoglossus kowalevskii is the source of this 756-nucleotide messenger RNA. Its product is annotated as sorting nexin-6-like. Gene Ontology annotation, molecular function: phosphatidylinositol binding. NCBI's taxonomy places the organism in Eukaryota, Metazoa, Hemichordata, Enteropneusta, Harrimaniidae. The record is from RefSeq and is a predicted model, not a curated record.